Molecule: messenger RNA, 1314 nt
Organism: Hydra vulgaris (swiftwater hydra)
Lineage: Eukaryota; Metazoa; Cnidaria; Hydrozoa; Anthoathecata; Hydridae
Product: E3 SUMO-protein ligase KIAA1586-like
Source: RefSeq, a predicted model, not a curated record
AUGUCUCAUCAGAAAGCUUUUGAGAUUUUUAUGAAAACGAGAGGCAUGAAUUUAUGCGAUCGAAUUGAAAAACUGAACGAGUUGCAGCAGGAAAUGCGGCAAACAGACAUUUUAUCCGGUAUUCAAACCAUGAAUAGUAAAGACUUGGAUUUGACAAAAAAAAAUUUUGAGGUCGCUUACUUUAUAGCAAAAGAAGAACUAUCGCUUUGCCUAUACCCAAAAAUAAUUCAAUUAGAAGAGAAACAUGGUGUAGUUUUUGGCCAGGUUUAUAAAAACGAAAACACAUGCGGAGUAUUUAUUUACUACAUUGCUCUUAGUUUAGCGAUAGAUCUCAAAAAUAAACUAAAUACUCGAAAUUUUUUCACUAUUUUAAUUGACGGUUCUAACGGCAUUUCAAUUAAGGAAAAAGAAGCUAUAUUUGCCGUUACUUUUAAUCCGGGUCCAACUGGAAAAUCUGAAGUAAACGUUGAAUGUGAUUUUCUUUCACUUUUGGAUGUUGAGUAUGGAACUUCGCACGGAGUUUUCAACACCAUAAAAAAGUCACUCGAGAAUAUAGAAGUCGUAAAUUGCAAUAAAAAACUAGUUGGAUUUGGUGCGGAUGGCGCAUCCGUUAACAGAGGGAGCAAGUCGGGCGUUAAAAUGUUGCUCAAGGCUGAAGUCCCCUGGAUCACAUUUGGCUGGUGUGUAGCACAUCGUCUCGAGUUAUCAUUAAAAGAAAAAUUAGGAAAAACAGCCUCAUUCAAUGACGUUGAUUACAUGAUUUUAAAAAUGCAUAACAUUUACAAAAAAUCCCCCAAAAAGUUAAGACAGUUGGGUGAACUCGUUUCUAUUUUAGAAGAUGAUGAAUAUAACAUUGGUGGUUACCGACCUAAGAAAGCCUCCGGUACACGAUGGAUUUCACAUAAAGUUCAGGCUUUAGAAAUGAUUUUAGAUAAAUACGGUGUUUAUUUAACACAUCUGGAAAAUAUGACUGAAGAUAUAACAUUUACCAAUGCUGAAAGAGCUAAGUUUAAAGGAUACCACAAAAAGUGGAUUCAUGCUAGAAUGCCCCUUUAUAUCGCGUUGUUUGUUGAGAUUUUAGCACCAGCAAAGAUGUUGUCAAAAUGUUUUCAAAGUGAUGAGAUAGAUGUGUUGGCUUCAUCAGGGUUUGUUCAACAAGCUAAAAGCCAUUUAAAUCGUAUUCAAAAAACAAAGUUUAUUAAUUUGCCAACAGUAAAACCUUUUCUCGCCAAAGUGACUGAAAAAGAAGGAAAGUUUUAUUUCCAGGGUGUUGCACUUAACGACUUUGUAAAUGCUAAACAUUUAGUAAAAUAG